This is a messenger RNA of Catharus ustulatus (Swainson's thrush), 6348 nucleotides long. RefSeq names its product phosphorylase kinase regulatory subunit beta (gene PHKB). Gene Ontology annotation, cellular component: phosphorylase kinase complex. Gene Ontology annotation, molecular function: calmodulin binding. The record is from RefSeq and is a predicted model, not a curated record. Gene Ontology annotation, biological process: glycogen metabolic process. Lineage: Eukaryota; Metazoa; Chordata; Aves; Passeriformes; Turdidae. The transcript is spliced from 32 exons. The coding region runs from base 2224 to 5502 and encodes 1092 amino acids.
CUCGGGUGUCACCUGUGCCCGGGGGUGCAAAGGCAGCGCUCGGGGCGUGUUUGCUACCGCAGUUGUAUAAAGUGUUGCGGAACAGAGGGAGUGUUUAGAGGAAAGUACGAGCUUUUGCCAGGUUUCUCUUAGGUAAAGGUAGCCUUUUUACACCGUGGAGUUUCUUGUUCUGAACGUGGACUGUGGGGCAGCUACGUUCUGGCCUAAACCAAAGGGUGGUGUUGCAGAGUUAGCGUAAAUUUGAAAAACUUGGAGUUUGAGUUUUUUUUAUAAAGUAAAAUACAGUCAUAGUGGGAGUUUAGUUGUUCUAACGGAAAAAAAAAAAUCCGGAAGAGCCCUGUGUUUAUUUAUAUGCCAUACAUGCUUGUAUGUAAAUAAGUAACUCAGUUGUUACUUAUUUGCAUGUUUGGUUGGUUUUGUUGCGCUCAUAACUGAUCAGACAGUGUGAGACCAAACUUUAUGAGGGCUCCAAAGAAUUGAUUGUUGAAAGGCUGCUCUGAUUCCUUUGGCUUUAAAAGCUCAGGUUAUGUAUAGGUUGAUUGGCAAACCCCCGGCUAGGCCCGCCCACAGAGGAGCUGCGGCUCUGGGGCCGGUUACGGUUUCAGGGCCUGUGAGCUCAGAGGUGACUGACACUAACGGAGCCGCAGGGCUCCAGGAGCAGCUGCGUGUCCGCAGUGUGUGAAUCCCCGCUCUCGGGGCAGCACACAACUUUGGGAAUCCCUGCAGGGUCAGGCCUGUGUCUGCAGAAGGCAUCUGAUGGUUUCAAGCACUUCACUUUUUCUUAACUGCUGCUGCCUGUUGCUUUUUUGUUCAAUGUAUGCAGCAUUGUCUUCUGAGCAAUGGCAGAUUGUUAUUGUUUCACUUCCUUCUUUCACGGUUCAUACAGAUUUUGUCUAGAGAUUUGUUCAUGGCAUUUUAUAUAGCAGCUGAAGAAAUUUUCUCAAGAAAUAAUAUUAUUUUAGUUGAAAAGUUCUGCUGGCAAAGGAGUUGAUUUGAAAAUCAAAUUUUAUAUAAUAUCUCUCAGAUAACAUUCAUAUCUGAAAAUAAAAAUAAUGUUAUUAUAUUUCAAGUUUACUGCUCCAUCUUUAUGUUGUAAUUUGCAGAACUUCAGGGUGUUUUUCUUCCUUCCUGGCCCUGUCAGAAGGAGGCAUGGUUGGGAUUUUAAUAGAAAGUGACAGAAAUUCUCCCACAUGUUUCUGGUUUGGCUGAGGCUUGUGCUGGACUCCCAGCUCACAAACAGCACUAUUUAAUUUGGUUUGGGUUUUUUUUACUGGUGGGCUUCUUGCAGUAAGAUGUAGUAAACAUGGAGUGUAGAUACACAUGCCUGAAAUGCACCAGUGACUCAUUUUUAUAGCCUGCAGCAAUGGAUCAUGUAAGACUCAAUCCUGUAGGAGGUAAUUUGUAUCUUCAUGUUUAUGUGUAUUAAAUUAUGAAUUACUUUUUUCCCAGUAAAACCAAAUUUUAUUCAGAAAUGUUAAUUGCCCUUUCUGAAGCAAUAAAAUGCUGUUUCAUUUGUUGCUACUCUGAUUAGGACCGGAUUCUAAAGAUUGUAGUUGACUAGUCCAAAACCCCUGAAAUUUUCAUUACUUUAGAAAAAAUAAACUUUAAAGAUUUGGAAAAACUUGUCAUCAUAAUUACAGACAUGUUUUUCCUAUUGUAUAUGCCAAAGAGGAAUAUGUCCUACCUCAAAUAACUCAGAUAUUUAGUGUCAUAAGGAAUAUAUUUGACUUCAAGAAACGUCCUGGUGCAUAUUUCACACAGGAUGAAAUCAGCACUAUGCAUAAGCAGAGUUUUAGCUCCUUAUCAUUAAUGUUACUUAACACAUUAGUGUGCACUGGUUAAAUCACUAUUUUUAUUUAAUCCUAAAAUAUAUCAGAUUGUAUUCAUCACCGUUUGGUGUUUGUAGCAAGUUUCCUAUUGAAUAACAAAGCUCGUGCCAAAUAUCCAAAAGAUGGAUUUUUUGUAAACUGUGUCCUUUUACUCAGAUGGAGUAAACUACUAAGUUUUAUGGAAGUCAAAGCAAAAUAAAACCAAGAGGUCAGUGUAGAAGGAGGAAACAUAAGAUGUAGUGAAAGUUUGUGCUGUGCACUCUGUUGUGUUAAUAACUCCACUAACAUUGCUUUCACUUAAUUUAAUGCUGAUUGCCUUUAACAUUUACUAAACAGUUUUGAAAAUUACUGUAGCUUAGCCUGAGACGUUUGUGAUUAGCUGCACCAAUUUGAAAUGGCCAAUUUGGAUGAUGACAGAGCGUCCUCUGCGCAUGCUUUUUUAAAAUUUGAGGGUCAUAGAUUGUCUGGUUCAAUUUAUGAGCCACUUAAAUGUAUUAAUCUUCCAAAGCCAGAGGGGGAAACUCUGUGGGAUAAAUUAAAUCAUUACUAUAGAAUUGUUAAAUCAACAUUGCUGCUCCAUCAAAGCCCAACCACAGGUCUGUUCCCUACCAAGACUUUUGGGAAUGACCAAAAGGCAAAAGUCCACGACAGCCUUUACUGUGCUGCCUGUGCCUGGGCAUUGGCCCUUGCUUACAGGCGCAUUGAUGAUGACAAGGGAAGGACCCAUGAGCUGGAGCAUUCUGCCAUAAAGUGCAUGAGGGGAAUUCUCUACUGCUACAUGCGCCAGGCCGAUAAGGUUCAGAAGUUUAAACAAGACCCCAAACCAUCUGCAUGUCUGCAUUCUAUAUUCAAUGCACACACUGGAGAUGAGGUCUUCUCCCAUGAGGAGUAUGGUCACCUUCAGAUCAAUGCUGUGUCAUUAUUUCUCCUCUAUUUGGUUGAGAUGAUCUCUUCGGGGCUACAGAUUAUCUACAACACAGAUGAGGUGUCCUUUAUCCAGAAUCUCGUGUUUUGUGUGGAGAGAGCCUAUCGUGUACCAGAUUUUGGUGUCUGGGAAAGAGGCAGCAAAUACAACAAUGGCUGUCCAGAGCUGCACUCAAGCUCCGUGGGACUGGCAAAAGCAGCUUUAGAAGCAAUUAAUGGUUUCAAUCUCUUUGGAAAUCAGGGCUGCUCUUGGUCUGUCAUAUUUGUGGAUUUUGAUGCCCAUAACCGGAACAGACAGACCCUGUGCUCGUUGCUGCCCCGGGAGUCAAGGUCUCAUAAUACUGAUGCAGCUCUUCUGCCCUGCCUUAGUUAUCCUGGAUUUGCUUUGGAUGAUGAGGUUCUGUUUGGUCAAACACUAGAUAAAAUUAUUAGGAAGUUGAAAGGCAAAUACGGGUUUAAGAGGUUUCUGAGGGACGGGUACAGGACGGCGCUGGAGGACAGAACGCGGCGCUAUUACAAACCAGCAGAAAUCAAGCUUUUUGAUGGCAUUGAAUGUGAAUUCCCUCUUUUUUUUAUUUUCAUGAUGAUUGAUGGCAUUUUUAGAGGAAAUCCUACACAAGUAAAGGAAUAUCAGGAUCUUCUGGACCCUUUGCUUCAACAUACACCUGAAGGGUGCCCUGUUGUCCCCAAGUAUUACUACGUGCCUGCUGACUUUGUGGAGCUGGAGAAGAGGAGCCCGGGCAGCCAGAGGCGCUUCCCCAGUAACAACGGGAGGGACGGGAAGCUGUUCCUGUGGGGCCAGGCCAUGUACAUCAUUGCCAAGCUGCUGGUUGAUAAAUUAGUGAGUCCUAAAGACCUGGACCCCAUCGGCCGGUAUGUCCCUCCCCCAGACCAGCGGAACGUCAGCAUGAGGUUUUCAAACCAGGGUCCUUUAGAAAAUGAUUUGGUGGUACACGUGGCCCUGAUAGCAGAAAGCCAGCGCCUACAAGUUUUUCUGAACACAUAUGGAAUCCAAACACAGACCCCUCAGCAGGUGGAACCAAUUCAGAUAUGGGCUCAGAAAGAACUUGUCAAAGCUUACUUCCAUUUGGGAGUCAAUGAGAAAUUGGGAUUAUCUGGAAGACCAGACAGACCCAUAGGAUGCCUUGGAACAUCAAAGAUUUAUCGAAUACUAGGGAAGACUGUGGUUUGCUACUCGAUCAUUUUUGAUCUCAGUGAUUUCUACAUGUCUCAGGAUGUUAUGAUGUUGAUUGAUGACAUUAAGAAUGCCCUGCAGUUCAUUAAGCAGUACUGGAAAAUGCACGGCCGGCCCCUGUUUGUGGUGCUCAUCCGGGAGGACAACAUCAGAGGGAGCAGAUUCAGUCCCAUAUUAGAUAUGCUGGCAGCCUUUAGAAAGGGAGUUGUUGGAGGAGUGAAGGUUCACGUCGACAGAGUACAGACAUUAAUAUCUGGAGCAGUUGUUGAACAACUUGACUUCCUAAGCAUCACUGAAACAGAAGAGGCUCCUGUAUUUAAGAGUUUGGAGGAGCUGGAUCUUCCAAAACACUCAAAAGUCAAGAGACAAUCUAGUACUCCCAAUGCUUCUGAACUUGAACAGCAACCAGAUGUAAAUAUUAAUGACUGGAAAAACAAGUCAACAUAUGAGAUCCUGCAGAAACUUAAUGACUGCAAUUGCCUGGCAAGUCAAGUGCUGCUCUCAAGUAUAUUGCUAAAAAGGGAAGGGCCGAAUUUUAUCACCAAGGAAGGUACUGUUGGUGAGCAUAUUGAAAGAAUCUACAGACGAGCUGGGAGCAGAAAGCUCUGGUCUGUUGUGCGCUUCGCAGCAAGUCUUUUAGGUAAACUAGUGGACAGCCUUGCACCAUCUAUUACUAAUGUUUUAGUUCAGGGCAAGCAGGUGACACUGGGAGCCUUUGGCCAAGAGGAAGCAGUUAUUUCUAACCCCUUAUCACCAGCAGUGAUUAAGAACAUGAUCUAUGAAAAAUGCCAAGUGCAAGAUGAAAGAGAAGCUGUGGUGCAGCAGGAACUUGUCAUCCACAUUGGCUGGAUCAUCUCCAACUCCCCAGAGCUGUUCAGUGGAAUGCUGAAGAUACGGAUUGGAUGGAUUAUCCAUGCUAUGAAGUACGAGCUGCAAAUCCGUGCUGGGGAUAUGCCAGCCAAGGACUUGUACCAGAUGUCCCCCAGUGAGGUGAAGCAGCUUCUGCUGGAUAUUCUGCAGCCUCAGCAGCCAGGCAGGAGCUGGCUGAACAGGAGGCAGCUGGAUGGCUCCCUGAACAGAACCCCUGCAGGCUUCUACGACCGCGUGUGGCAGAUCCUGGAGAGAACCCCCAACGGCUUGAUCGUGGCAGGGAGGUUCUUGCCCCAGCAACCAACCCUGUCGGAUAUGACGAUGUAUGAAAUGAAUUUUUCCCUCCUGGUUGAAGACAUGCUGCAAAACAUCGACCAGCCAAAGUACAGGCAGAUCAUCGUGGAGUUGCUGAUGGUUAUAUCUGUUAUUUUGGAGAGAAAUCCUGAGUUAGAGUUCCAGGACAAAGUGGACUUGGACAAAGUGGUGCAAGAAGCAUUUCGUGACUUUCAGAAAGAUCACAGCAGUGCAAAGGGAGCUGAAAAUCAAAGUGACAUGACUGCAUUCUACAACACCCACCCACUUGGAAAAAAGGGAACGUGCAGCUACUUGAGCAAGGCUGUGAUCACUUUGCUGCUGGAAGGGGAAGUGAAAUCAAACAACGAUGAUCCUUGCACCAUUAGCUAAAGCUUGGCACACAGCACAGGAAUUGUUGCUUUCCUUAGUGUUCUAUGUAUUUUUCAAGCCUAUUUUAAGGGACUGAUUUGAAGGGUAACCCUGCCUAGUGACACAAAUGCAUCCUAUCCUUUGCUGAAAGAAGUGCCAUUAAAGAUACCAAGUGCCACCAGAUUUUUUCCUUUCUCAACUAUGCAGCAUGAAACUGAGCACAUGAAAUUAGUCCUAUGGCAUUUGAUUAAGUUGAAUGGGAAUGUAUUUAUGAUCUUAACAUAUGCAUUUACUGUAGCUGGUAAAUUCAAGGGAAAUGGCAGAUUUUGUCUUUAUACCUCUAUUUAUUUAUAAUUGCAAACAAGUAGAAGAUAAAUUAAUAUGCAUACCAAUCAGUGUGGAAAUACAAAACCUGAAUUAUUUUCUUAUUAUCCUACAAACAAAUUGGAGGUGAAGUAUUUGUUGUUCUCUUAAGGUUUUCUUUAUCAGUUCAAGCGACAGCAUUCAUUUAAUGUGUUGGGAUUUUUUAAUUUACAGGUUGGAAACUUGAUAUACAGGUUUCAUCCUAACAGAGCAACUUUUUAUCUCUAGCAAUACACAUCACUGUAUUUUCCCAGUUGUUAUUUAAACAUCUGUACGUUAACAAGGGAACUGUAUGGUAACACAAUAAAAAUUUGUUUUUAAGAAAAGGCAAACAAGCUGUAUUUAAAUUAAAAUCAAUGAAGAAAUAACUUUGUAUUACAUGUUAUCAUGGUAUUAAAGAAUUUGAGAUACACUUAUUUAUCUCCUAAAUGUGUGAGAACACUGUAUGCUAUAUGCUUUAUUUUGGUGAAAAUAAUAAAAAGCAAAUGCUUGUAAAAAAACCUA